Pipistrellus nathusii (Nathusius's pipistrelle) is the source of this 804-nucleotide messenger RNA. The record is from the annotation of a GenBank genome assembly. Lineage: Eukaryota; Metazoa; Chordata; Mammalia; Chiroptera; Vespertilionidae.
AUGGCCCAGCCCCUGUGCCCCGCGCUCUCCAAGCCCUGGAUCUUCCCCGAGGACUGGAGCGCCGCUCAGCCUCCUCCGCCCGCCGAUCGGGGCCGCUGCUGCUGCUCCCCGGCAUCCUCCCCGAACUCCUGGGGCAGCGCCCCGGCCGGCAGCCCCGCGCCCAGCCCCCGGUGCCCCGGCGCCCGCACGGCCCCGCGCGGCCCUCGAGCCGGGAGGCGCGGCGGCCGCCUGGGCGGCGGGCAGCGGCAGAGCGCCAGCGAGCGCGAGAAGCUGCGCAUGCGCACGCUCGCCCGCGCGCUGCACGAGCUGCGCCGCUUCCUGCCGCCGUCCGUGGCGCCCGCCGGCCAGAGCCUCACCAAGAUCGAGACGCUGCGCCUGGCCAUCCGCUACAUCGCCCACCUGUCGGCCGUGCUGGGCCUCAGCGAGGACAGCCUGCGGCGGUGCCGGCGCCCGCGGCCCCGGAGCAGCAGCCGCAGCAGCAGCAGCAGCAGCGACGCAGCGGCCCUUCGUGGCUGCCCGCUCUGCCCCGACGGCGGCUCCGCGCAGGCGCAGGCGCUGACGCACGCGCAUGCGCACGGCCUGGGCGCCGCCGCCCCCGCCGCGGGGUCCUGGGGGCCCGCGCCCGCCGGUCCUGCACCCGCGGUGGUGCCCGCGCCCUCGCUCCACGAGGAGGCAGCGCGCCCCGAAGGGCUUGUGGUGCAGCCGGGGCCCUCGUCUCCGCUCUUCCCUGGCCACGUGCUGGCCCAGCUGGAGGCCUGGAUGCCCCCCUCGCCCCUGGAGUGGCCCCCCGGCCUGAGCAGUUGA